AUUUUUUCUAGGGACGUAGCUAGGCUAGAAUGGAACACUUCGACCUCAGUGAGUUUAACCAACCACAAUCAAACACAUUUCAAGAAGCUCGGUUAGUUAGGCAGCGAGUAGUUGAAAGUAAGUGCACUUCUUCUGACAGCAGGAGGCGGCUGGAGGAACUAGCUGAAACAAGUUUACCCGCACGAAACUACCGCAGUGAGCCGUGUAACGAUGGAUAUCACCACCACUGACAUUUUGACAGAAUAGCAAGCUAGGCUAGGUUGCCCUCAUGCGUAAGAAAAUGGCUCUUUUUAGCUGAGAGUGUUACUUACCAAAGAUUUAUAGAGUUAACAGUCAACCCUGUGCUGCAUUUGUGAAACCCAACCGCCCCAGGAUGCGUUUCAACGAGAAGGAGCUCAUCUCGUUGAGUCGCCAACCUUCUGAGAGGGCGGCAGAACUUGGGAUGCGAGGACCGAAGAAAGGAGAUGUUGUAAAGAGGAGGUUGGUGAAGCUGGUGGUUAAUUUCCUGUUCUACUUCCGAACUGAUGAGGAGGAGCCUCAGGGUGCCUUGUUGCUAGAGCAGUGUCGGGUAGAAAGAGAGGACAGCCAAGCCUUCUCUAUCACUUUCCUAGAUGAGGCAGAGAGGAAGUACCUGUUUGAGUGUGACUCCCAGGAGCAGUGUCAGGAGUGGAUCGACUCCAUCAUCAAGGCCAGUUAUGAGUUCAUGAGGAAGAACUUGAUCUUCUAUCGCACAGAGAUCCACCGGCUGACCGGCAAGGACCCUCUGGAGCAGUAUGGUAUUGAAGAUGAGACACGCUUCCAGGUCACCAGUGGCCUACAGCUCAUGCCUAAAGACAUUUAAGAUGUACUGUAGCCCCCGCCUACCAACGUUGGACUUCUAAUCACACCAACCACAUCCCUUAGCAUCCCAUACUGUCCUUCACCAGUCCAAGUCUCAAUAUUAUAGCGAAGUGGUCUUCGGUCUUUUGUUGCUCAAGAGAGUCCAACCUAGGUAAAGUGGAAAGCCUUCUUAUAUUUUAGAUUAAUUGUUUCUGUUUUUAUGCAUGUUGUAAUGAUAUGGCCUCCUAUAUCCACGUACUGUACAUCCGCUUGACGCUCUACUGCAGUGGUAUUCAAACUCCUUAGCCCAUUUUUUUUUUCCCGCCAGAAUUUCUGGGAACACACAUUUUUUUCCUAUCAUUUUUCAUGGCCCUGCCCCAAAUCUAAUGACGCAACCUUAAAAUCGGUAAAUUGCCAUUUUUACAUCAACAAAUAUCCUUAAAUUCAUUACACUUUCAUCAUAUCAAAAUGAAAAGAAACCAAUAAAUACAUGUACUCAAUACAAUAUAAUUUUUCUAAUUAGCUUUCUCAAAAACGUUUGUAUAUUGUUCCAUACAAUAAUCUGUACUUUAAAAAAAAAUGUGGUUCUUAAAAAAUAAACAUUUAAAAUUUUGGCGACCCCCGACUUUGAAUACCACUACUCUACUGUCUGUGCACGCCAUCACAUCAACCAGAGUCAAAGGCUUCGGUGUCGUUGUUAGUCUCGUCUCUGGACAGCAAACCACUGUACUUUCAACUUUGACCCUUCUGUCACCUGCUGUACAUUUAGUAAUCUCACUCAUCGAGUUGGCUGGCUGUGUGAUUCUCGUUUCCUAUAUGUGUAGAUAUGUUUUUUUACUAUGGUUUUCUAGUGUAAGACGCUGUAUUCUUAGUACAAUGUGAAGACUGUAAGCUAUCAGCCAUUGAAUGUGCAGAGGUGUUUGACUUCUUGAAACCCUCCUAGUGAAUGAGACUGAAAUGAUGUACAGGCUGCACGUUAAGCCAACCCACUUCCUUUUUUACCUUUCAUGUCCUUGUAUGUCGUGUUUAGUCGGAUUGGCAAUACCUUUUUAGCUUGACCAAUAUUCUAUGACAGUUGAACUUAUUAGUGUUAGUUAUAAUAAUUAUUUAGUAAUCUUAUUAGUGCUUUAGACCUAUAUUUUUUUAUUUUUCAUGAUACUUUUGCACAUCGUUGUUUGUCUAGACCAGGACUGCCCAACCCUCUUCCUGGAGAGCUACUGUCCUAUAGGUUUUCAGUCCAACCCUAAUUGAUCAUAUC
This is a messenger RNA of Coregonus clupeaformis (lake whitefish), 2077 nucleotides long. It is a transcript of the gene plekhj1, whose product is annotated as pleckstrin homology domain containing, family J member 1. The record is from RefSeq and is a predicted model, not a curated record. The transcript has 6 exons. The coding region runs from base 374 to 841 and encodes 155 amino acids. Gene Ontology annotation, cellular component: recycling endosome; trans-Golgi network; early endosome. NCBI's taxonomy places the organism in Eukaryota, Metazoa, Chordata, Actinopteri, Salmoniformes, Salmonidae. Gene Ontology annotation, biological process: receptor recycling; retrograde transport, endosome to Golgi; endosome organization.